Molecule: messenger RNA, 408 nt
Organism: Lactuca saligna
Lineage: Eukaryota; Viridiplantae; Streptophyta; Magnoliopsida; Asterales; Asteraceae
Source: the annotation of a GenBank genome assembly
AUGAUCCCGUCUUAUGGUAAGAAAGCUUCGAUUCCUACCUUGGCCAAUCUUGUUGCAUCACUUCCUCAGUUUCAACAUCCUUUUACUACCACUAUCAUUCGUAGAAGUCCUGAGCUAGCGAGUGCUUCCGACGAAGAAACCGUUGGCAAAUAUCGUUCUCAUAUAAUGGAGGGUAUUCGUCUACUUAAUGAAGUAUUUGCUCAUACCAAGAAAGCACAUGAACUCUGGAAAAGGGUGCAAGGGAUUUCUGAAGGGAAUGUUCUUCUUGUGAAUGACCUAAGUGAAAGUAUUCGCUACCAAAAUGAGUUGAAGAAUUUGAAUACCGAUCUUCAGAUCAAAGCAGAUUAUGCCAUUGGUUAUCGUUUGGUGCUCUCUAGAGAAUUGGAGGAGAAGACUCAACAAUUUUAG